AUUUCACUAUAAAUACAUGCUCUCAAAGCUCACACUGUCACACAUCCUUCACACCAAAACCUCUUUUCUUCUAAUAAACCAAAGUGUGCUCGUGUAUCUAACAAAAAAUAAAAAUAAAUGGCAGUCUCCAAGUUUCUUGUUGUCUUGGCUUUGUUCUUUACCUGCUUAUCUCUUGCUAAUUCAGAUCCAUUUCGGACUCGUCCCUGGGAACAAAAUGAAAUGGUGAGUCCCAAUGACGGUCUUGAUACCGUUGAUACGGAUGCGAAAGAGCCGGAGCAAAAUGGUGGAGGAUACAUUAGAGGUUGGUGCAGGCACGGUUGCUGCUAUGCGGGAAGCAAUGGCUGCAUCCGCUGCUGUCGUUACCCGAACGAGGAAACUAACAGUGUGGGGAUGCAAAAACGUGGUCGCGGCGGUUGCAAAUACGGUUGUUGUGGUAGCUAUGCUAAUGGACAGUGCAGCGCAUGUUGUAGCCGCAGCCAAGUCGCAGAGAAAGCCAAGAAAGAUGAAGCUUCUCCAGUUUGGGCUCAAGGCCGUCCCUGAAAAGGGAGCUAUUACCAUAUAACGUAUGGCCACUUUUAAUAAGCACUUGUUUUAAUACAAUAAAAUGAUACUGACGUAUCUUAGAUGGUACGUGGAAUAAAGUAAGUGGCCUUUUUAUAUAUGUUUAUUUUGUGUGCAUGCGUUCUA
Molecule: messenger RNA, 687 nt
Organism: Eutrema salsugineum
Lineage: Eukaryota; Viridiplantae; Streptophyta; Magnoliopsida; Brassicales; Brassicaceae
Product: late embryogenesis abundant protein M17
Exons: 2
Coding region: 118-540 (140 amino acids)
Source: RefSeq, a predicted model, not a curated record